AAAAAAUACUCUUCACAAACAUUAGUGUGUAAGUGUGUGUAUGAAAAAUGUGUACCAAUAGAUUUUUUUGAUUAAUGUAAACUCCCCCAUGUCCGAAGUCCCAGGUGGCGGCCAGGCCCUAGUCAUUCACAGGGCGGAGACCGGUACGAAACUACCAGUGUAAUUUCACUGUCGAGCCUAUCACCGGCGCUUUGCAGUCACCACGAGCGGGUGGUGUCACAAUGUCUUCUUCGUUCUUUACAGUUCAAGUUAGACAGAAUGGAAGCACUCAUGUCUCAAACUUACUCAGUUGGAAAGGAUGAAUUCUUUGAACGAUCAUAUGUAUUCGUAGAAGGCUCUCUUGCCACCAUAAAGUUGAGUAAAAGUCACCACCCUACUUGGAAAUCUUUAAAGCAUGGAGAAAGAUUGUGGCCUUCUCGUAAAACAAGUCCAUGGACCAGACGACGUGAUACAAGUGUAGUAUUUGCUCUGGAUACAGGCAGAGUGCCCAGUAAUGGUGACAGCGGUGGUCUAGGUGGUACUCGUUUAGGAAGGAUAGUGGGUGCAGGAGGUCAACAGUUUCUGGCUAAACUUAAUUCGGCUAGGAAAAAUUUUCCAGUGAAGAUAUUUCUGCUUCUCCUAGGUUUCUACACAGCAAAUGCAUUGGCGACAAUCCUAGGACAAACAGGGGAUUGGGAUGUAUUGGUAGCAGCAAUUGUUGUUGCUGUGAUUGAGGGGAUCGGAAUGCUAAUGUACAGAAAACCUUCGUCUUCUUUUCUUACCGAGAGAUUGCAAUCUCUGGUAGGGAUGGUUAACUAUUGGAAAGCAGGUGUUUGCUUGGGCCUUUUUGUAGAUGCUUUCAAGUUAGGCAGUUGAUUAUUCCCCUGUGACAUUUUCUUUUUGUAAAUGAGCCCUUAAAUCAUUGUUUGUAACCCUAAUCUCUCUCUAUCUCUUGUUUGCCUUUCACCAGCAGAGCUUGUAUAGAGGAAAGCUUCAUACCUUUUACCUCUUUUAACGGUAAACAAAAGAAUACUAAUUUGAAUUAAAUUCACCCAUGCAGCAAGGAAAAGUUGUUAAUCCAGACAGGCG
This is a messenger RNA of Cuscuta epithymum, 1068 nucleotides long. NCBI's taxonomy places the organism in Eukaryota, Viridiplantae, Streptophyta, Magnoliopsida, Solanales, Convolvulaceae. The record is from the annotation of a GenBank genome assembly.